Tinamus guttatus (white-throated tinamou) is the source of this 406-nucleotide messenger RNA. The record is from RefSeq and is a predicted model, not a curated record. Lineage: Eukaryota; Metazoa; Chordata; Aves; Tinamiformes; Tinamidae.
GACGCCGAGGCGGCGAUGAGACUCCCGCUGGCCCUCGCCGUGCUCCUGCUGGCCUCGGCGCACGGGCUGCCCGAGGAGAUGGGCGCCAGCGACGACCUCAGCUACUGGCCCGCCUGGCCCGAGGGAUAUGGCCAGAUCUCUCAUAAAAGGCAUAAAACAGACUCCUUUGUUGGACUUAUGGGCAAAAGAUCUUUAAAUUCUGGAUCCUCCGAGAGGAGCAUAGCACAGAGUUACGAGCGGAGGCGUAAAUGAGACAUUCCCGUGCGUUAUUUAUUAAACUUCAUUUGUUCCACUGGCCCAUGCAGUGCAAUGUAAACUAACCACUGUAUGGAGUAAUUAUUUAUUUAAUAAUAAUUGAUGGGAGGGGUUGAGUUGUACAUUUAAUAAAAUGAUUAUUUUUCAUAUU